UUGCAGGAAAUGCGCAUAAAUGUGCGAGAAAUGAGUGUGCAUCUCGGUACACAGAGCUUAUCGGAUUCUCGGGUAAGGUUUCAGACCAUCGUGACCAAUAAUUCGAACGGAGAGCAGAGCAACCGCCGGGGUGACAAGGGCGCCAUUGCGGGAGACGGAUGGCGAAGGGGACUAACUCUGCAACGCCGGGGGCAGAGCUCUGUGAAACAAUUCGCUGGGGCAUGUAUCGGGAAUGAAUUGAUUGUAGGUAUCGACUAAGCGACCCACUCGUUUGAUCAAGGAGAUUUUAUUCCGUUUCCAAAAAUUUGAAAGUACCUACGAAUCUUGUCCAUUAUGAAUCGUGCUCUUGGACGAAAUUCGUAGGUGUUUACAAAUUCUUGACAUAUGGAGUCCAGGAGAAGAGAGACGUCACCGAAAGAUUUCAGUAAGGCAAAAGAGCUCCAAAAUAAUUCUACAAAUCCUUCAACCAGGCUAGCAGCUAAAAUGAUGUGAACUUACCGCAUGCUUAUAAGCUUGAAGCGGUCGAAUG
This is a messenger RNA of Marchantia polymorpha subsp. ruderalis, 529 nucleotides long. Lineage: Eukaryota; Viridiplantae; Streptophyta; Marchantiopsida; Marchantiales; Marchantiaceae. The record is from the annotation of a GenBank genome assembly.